AAGAAGGGUUCGGUUCCGGGCCGCGCGGCGUCAUGGAGUCGCUGUGGCGGCUGAAGCGGUUCGACGCUUUUCCGAAGACUCUAGAAGAUUUUCGGGUUAAGACGUGCGGGGGAGCGCUGGUGACGGCAGUUAGCGGGCUCAUCAUGGUGCUGCUUUUCUUCUCGGAGCUGCAGUACUACCUCACCAAGGAGGUUCAUCCAGAAUUAUACGUUGAUAAAUCAAGGGGAGAUAAACUGAAGAUCAAUCUAGAUGUUAUUUUUCCACAUAUGCCUUGUGCUUAUUUGAGCAUUGAUGCAAUGGAUGUAGCAGGAGAGCAGCAGCUGGAUGUAGAGCACAAUCUGUUUAAACAACGCUUGGAUAAAGCUGGGAAUCGUGUAACUCCAGAGGCUGAGAGACAUGAGCUGGGAAAAGAAGAAGAAAAAGUGUUUGAUCCAAAUUCUUUGGAUGCUGAUCGCUGCGAGAGCUGUUAUGGGGCAGAGUCAGAGGACAUUCGGUGUUGUAAUACCUGUGACGAUGUCAGAGAAGCAUACAGGCGGCGAGGCUGGGCCUUCAAGAACCCAGAUAGCAUAGAGCAGUGCAAGAGGGAAGGGUUUAGCCAGAAAAUGCAAGAGCAGAAGAAUGAGGGCUGCCAAGUGUAUGGUUUCCUAGAGGUCAACAAGGUAGCUGGAAAUUUUCACUUUGCACCAGGAAAAAGUUUUCAACAGUCUCAUGUACAUGUUCACGAUCUGCAGAGCUUCGGACUUGAUAAUAUCAAUAUGACGCACUAUAUCAAACAUCUCUCAUUUGGAAGGGAUUAUCCAGGCAUUGUGAACCCUCUGGAUGGAACAGCCAUCACUGCACAGCAAGCUUCUAUGAUGUUUCAAUAUUUUGUCAAAGUGGUCCCCACUGUGUAUAGGAAAGUAGAUGGUGAAGUGGUAAGAACUAACCAGUUCUCAGUUACACGACAUGAGAAAAUAGCAAAUGGGCUACUGGGAGACCAGGGUCUGCCUGGUGUCUUUGUGCUGUAUGAGCUUUCACCCAUGAUGGUGAAGCUGACAGAGAAGCACAGGUCCUUUACUCACUUUCUCACUGGAGUUUGUGCCAUUGUUGGAGGCAUAUUUACAGUUGCCGGUUUCAUUGACUCCUUGAUCUAUCACUCAGCACGUGCCAUCCAGAAGAAAAUUGAACUUGGGAAGACAACAUAAAUAAGCAAUGGCAUCAACCCAUUUAAAAACAAACAAACCAAAACCAAACAAACAGACAAACAAAAACAAACAAAACAAAGUAAUCCCCUCCAGCCUCCAAGGAGAACCGAACAGGCUCUUUGAAGCACAAGUGGUCUUCUGAGAGUGCACAGGAGAAGAUGUUUGGAACUUCCGCAUGGCCCUAACCACUCAUAUGCCCUGAUUCUUUGGCCUUAGUUUGUGGAUGGAACAACUUGAGCCUUGCUGCUAUAUAAAGAUUAGAUAUCACAUCUGGCUCUGCAGGCCCUACUGUCACACUCUUUUUGUGUCAGUCCAUGUUCCUCCAGUUCUGUUCCCAUUCCCAACAGAGAUGCUGGAGAUACUGCAUUCAGUUUGCCUCUAGAAAUAAUGUAGUUUAUUGUCAAGAGACCUGUAAUGGAUUGAAGUUGCCAUGAAAUAAGCUUUCUAGCAACACCAUCAGGGAUUUUUAAUUUUUCCAUAAAAUGUUUCUGGGUGUGCUGAUGCUGUAUGUCAGACCUUUGUAAAAAUGUGCUGAAUCCCAUCUAUUGCCUUCCAGCCCUCCUGGAAUGCAUGGGGCGCCUAGGCAUUUGGGAUGUACUUUCUGUGCUGGGGGAGCUCCCAGUUGUUCUUCUGAAAGUUGCAAGUUGAUGUUUCAGGGAAAAAAAAGGUGUCCAGAAUUUUAAUUGAUUUUUAAUUGGAUUUUUUUUUUAUUUCCCCUUAGUAUAUAUUUUCAAAUAAAGUUCAUCCUCUCUUGUUCUAGUAAGGCAUGUGGAAGAAUAAUUAAAUUAUUUUAACUAGUUCUGAUACUAAAUUGGAAAUAAGAAUUAAAAGACACCUUGCAUUGUGGCAAAGU
Zonotrichia leucophrys gambelii is the source of this 2037-nucleotide messenger RNA. It is a transcript of the gene ERGIC3, whose product is annotated as ERGIC and golgi 3. The record is from RefSeq and is a predicted model, not a curated record. The transcript has 13 exons. Gene Ontology annotation, biological process: retrograde vesicle-mediated transport, Golgi to endoplasmic reticulum; endoplasmic reticulum to Golgi vesicle-mediated transport. NCBI's taxonomy places the organism in Eukaryota, Metazoa, Chordata, Aves, Passeriformes, Passerellidae. Gene Ontology annotation, cellular component: COPII-coated ER to Golgi transport vesicle; Golgi membrane; endoplasmic reticulum. Bases 33 to 1184 code for a protein of 383 amino acids.